AUGUCGGGCAACAAGCGUGCGGCUGUCACGGCGACUAACAAGGCGACUACAAAGAAGGCGAAGCAAAUUUCAGCCGCAGCAACGAAGUCAUCAGCACAAGGCAACAAGGCAGCUCGAAAUGUACCCUCCUCUGCCACGACGCCCGACAAGCGAAAACGGACUGCGCCCUCCACGGACGGGCCAGCGAGCAGCAAAACGCAAAAGACAAAAAGCCUCCUUGCUGCUACCUCUGCUGUCUCUUCGAAAAAUGCUACGGUUGUGCCUGCAACCCCAGGCAUGAGGGUGGCUACUUCCGGAGCAUCACUUGAAGCUGUACCAAACACUGCGAGCCAGGACGAGCAUAGUCAGGACGAGCAUGUGGUGCCAAAAGUGCUCUUUCAGCAAGCAAAAGACGGGCGUGGUGCCGCUCCAUCCGGACAGAAAACCCCAAGCAAGUCGAAGGCGCCCAAAAAGGCGAGUCAGCAGCAGCAGCAGCCUACUUUGCCGUUAGAGCCGCACGCUGCCGUUCUGGCGGACUUGCGGCCGCGGCAUGACGUUCUCGUGCUGUCUGUGCUGUCCUCUUCGAAGAUGGAAAAGCGAAUUGCCUCCGUCCUGAGCCACUUGGGCAAGCCAUCCUUGGCAACUCCGCCCACUCCACUAGGUAUUGUCUUGCUACAUGCGCGAUCCGCCGAUUCUGGCAAGCUGUUAUCGGUUGCCGAGAUCGCCAAGCGUCGCAUACGUGAGGGCUUUUACCGAGAGGGUGUGCAGAGCGAGGACCACACGACAGCCCUCGCAUGGUACCAGUAUAAUCGGCUGUAUGACGUUCAGACGGAAGUGAAGGAGGGCCACUCAAACGAAGAGGAGGACGAGAACGAGGACGAGGACGGCUUCCAGCCCAUGCCCCAACAAUUUCGAGCAGCCAUUGGCGAUGCGACUGCAAAGCAGACGGUCACAAAAACGUACAUGUCCAUCAUCCUCUCUCGAGUCGCCCUGCCAGAGCUGCUCAAACAUCCCGAUAUCACAUGUCAGGCAAGCGCCGAUCCGGUCGAGCGAGAAUACCAGAGCUGGAUGAUUCCAGGAGCUUGA
This is a messenger RNA of Grosmannia clavigera kw1407, 1065 nucleotides long. RefSeq lists its product as uncharacterized. Bases 1 to 1065 code for a protein of 354 amino acids. NCBI's taxonomy places the organism in Eukaryota, Fungi, Ascomycota, Sordariomycetes, Ophiostomatales, Ophiostomataceae. The transcript has a single exon. The record is from RefSeq and is a predicted model, not a curated record.